AUGACCAUGGGUCUUCUCCAUCAUCCUCCUUUGUCCUCCUUCUCUACACUUACCUCUCCACGAAAUUUUUCUUCUUAUCGUAACUUUUACGAAUCUUUCCAAAUGAAUAAGCGAUCGACGGUCGAUACAAAAGUUUAUAGUACUUAUGUUGUUCGGCGGUCUGCAAAUUACAAACCUCCUAUCUGGAAGCAUGAGUUUGUUGAAUCGUUAACGAGUGAAUUCACGGGAGAGAAAUGUUUAAAUAGAAGAGAUAUGCUAAAAAGAAGAGUGAAAAUGAUGUUGAACAAAGAAUUAUUAUUGGAGGGAGAUAGUUUGAGACAAUUGGAGCUAGUGGACGAACUACAACGGUUGGGGUUGUCAUAUCACUUCCAAAUAGAAAUAAAUCAAAUAUUAGAGAAUAUGAAUGAAAAGUUUCGAAAUGGAAAGGAUUUAGAGUGGAACAACAACUUAUAUGCCACCGCUCUUCAUUUUAGGAUUUUAAGGCAACACGGCUAUUAUAUCCCACAAGAGGUAUUCGAGAAGUUUAAUGAUGAGUUAGAAAGUUCUAAUAGUAUUUCUGAAGAGAAAGUUAAGGGAAUAUUAUCCUUAUACGAAGCUUCAUUUUUAGCAAUCGAUGGUGAAGGCUUUUUGGAUGAAGCGAGACAUUUUGCCAUCCAACAUUUAUCAAAAUAUCUUAAAUCGAGUGGUGAUGAAAUAAUUUGUACUAUGGUGAGGCAUGCUCUCAAACUCCCACUUCACUGGAGAAUGCCAAGAUUGGAGGUUAGAUGGUUCAUCGAUUUGUAUCGAAGAAAACCCAAACCAAAUCCCGUGUUGUUAGAUUUGGCCACGUUAGACUUCAAUAUUGUCCAAUCCACACAUCAAGAUGAUCUGAAAUAUGCCUCUAGGUGGUGGAAGAGUACUGAGCUCGGGCAAAAACUCGAUUUUGCAAGAGAUAGAUUAAUGACAAAUUUCUUUUGGUCAGUGGGAAUGGGAUGCAAACCUCAUCUCAGCUAUCUUAGAAGAAUGUCCACAAAAAUUGCUUCAUUAGUAACAAUAAUUGAUGAUGUUUAUGACGUGCAUGCAACUUUGAAUGAACUUGAACUCUUCACCGAUGCUGUCGAGAGAUGGGAUGUUGUUGCAAUUGAUUCAUUGCCUAACUACAUGAAGAUAUGUUUUUUUGCUCUCCAUAACACCAUCAACAAUAUGACCUUCGAUGCUGUUAAGAAUCAUGGAGUCAAUGUCAUUCAAUAUUUAAGAAAAAUGUGGAUAGAUUUAUGCAAAACGUUCUUGAUAGAGGCAAGAUGGCACUACACCAAUUAUAAGCCAACAUUCCAAGAGUAUUUAGACAAUGCAUGGAUUUCAGUAUCGGGAUCUCUUCUUCUCGUUCAUGCUUACGUCUUUGCUACAGACUCAAUAAUGAAAGAGGAUUUGGAAUACUUGGAAGACUAUCCUGAUAUUCUUCAACAUUCAUCCAUAAUCUUUCGUCUUACCAAUGACUUAGCUUCAUCAUCGGAUGAAGCAGAGAGAGGUGAAGUUGCUAAGUCUCUCCAAUGUUACAUGAAUGACACAGGUGCCUCUGAACAUGAAGCACGAAGAUAUAUGAAGGAUUUGAUUAUCGAGUCGUGGAAGAAAUUGAAUGAAAUUCAAAUGUUGAAUUAUUCUCCAUUCAUCUCUAGAGAUUUCAUUGAUAUUGCUUUAAAUGUCGCUAGAAUUUCUCACACAGUCUACCAAUAUAGAGAUGGACACACUGUGGAAGAUGAAGAGACCAAGGAUCGUGUCUCAUCUUUAUUCAUCAAUUCUACAUAGAAUCAUACAUAUAGACAAC
Messenger RNA from Cucurbita maxima (winter squash), 1804 nucleotides. RefSeq names its product terpene synthase 10-like. NCBI's taxonomy places the organism in Eukaryota, Viridiplantae, Streptophyta, Magnoliopsida, Cucurbitales, Cucurbitaceae. Gene Ontology annotation, molecular function: terpene synthase activity; magnesium ion binding. The record is from RefSeq and is a predicted model, not a curated record. Bases 1 to 1785 code for a protein of 594 amino acids. The transcript is spliced from 7 exons. Gene Ontology annotation, biological process: diterpenoid biosynthetic process.